GCGUAAUGUGUGUUGGUAAGCAUGGAUAAUUUACUCAAUAUAGGUGUUAGUGGUCAUUAAAUAACGUUUUGCUUUUUAUUUUGGCUCAUAACAUUUGUUUUGACGUGACUUACACCAUUAUGUUAUUUAUCACUUUUGUUUAAAACUCUGUAUUUGUUUUUGCUGUUAAAUAAUGUCUGUUACACCUCAAGAAAUAUUGCAAGUCAAAACUUUUUUGGAACAACGAUUUGUUUCCACUUCAUCUGAAUGGAUUGGAGCCUGCAUUACAUUUUUGAAAGAAGAGCAUAACCAGACUCUCUCCUUGCAAAAUUUAAAAGAUUAUGUGUAUCAACAAUGGCUUGAUGCAGAUUUGGAGGAAAUUGGUGUUUCAUCAUUACCUCAAGAAUUAGUUGGAGCCCAAAAAAUUACUCUGAAUGGUUGUUUUGCAUUACAGGUAGAAGGCAUAAGAGAUAUUGGCCGGCCGGCAUAUUCUCAGUUGAAAGAAUUGGAUAAAGAUGUUAAUACAAAUGCUGAAUUUUCUGCUGCACCUGAACAAACUCUUCCUCUGUGGGAAUCUAAACCUACCAGAAUGUUGAUGUUGAAUUUGACAGAUGGCUGUAUCCAUGUGCAGGGUAUGGAAUACAAACCUAUUAAUAUUCUGUCUCCAAAUUUACCACCUGGUACAAAGGUUUUAAUACGAGGGCCUGUUGAUUGCAGGUUUGGAAUCUUGUUGUUAACUUCAGACAAAAUAAAAAUCUUAGGUGGAGAAGUUGAAAGCAAAUUAAUUAUGUUCUCAAGGAAGGCAAUUUUAAGAGAAGCAUUACAGCUUCCUCCUGAAGUUGAAUCAGAAUCAGUGCCUAGUGAUGAUCUCUCUGAUGCUGGUGGAUCAAACAGUGUCGUGAAUCAGCCGAAUCCUUCAGCUUUCGCACCACAUGGUCAAUAUGAUUCUUUUCAGAAUGAUACAAAUUCAACAUUAAAUAUGCAUUCUAAUAAUCUUGGUUCUGGAAAUCAAAAUCCAAGGAGAGAUACAAGAAAUAAUCAAAACAUCAAUGAUAGCAAUAACUCCAUUCGCAGAAAACAAACAACUCUCCCCUUUUCUAGACAGCAAAAUAAUUUUUCUUCAAGAAACAAUGUUUCUGAUUUGGAAAACAUUGACAACUUGGAAGCUUUUGAAGAAGAUGAUGAAUUUGAGCAAAUUUUAGAUUAUGGAGCUCUUGAUGAGAUAGAGAAAGAAAGUCUGAAUAAAUCCAAUGAAGAUCAAAUACCCAAUGAAGAGCCUGAUAUUUGGGCUGAAGAUGAAGAUAUGGUUCAAGACAUGUUGGCAUUUCAAGAUGAAGAUCCUGGAUUCCAGUUUCCUUUUGCUGAAUUAUCUAAUGAAAAAACUGAUUCAAAAGUGGAUGACAGCAAACCUUUCACUUAUCUGUUCAAACCAUUACAAAAUCCAUCAUCUGACUGUACUGUGACGAUCAAGGGUUUUAUUAUAACUGUUUUGUCAAAGUUAGAAUGUACUAGAGAAAAAGGAUGGAGCCUAAGAGUAAAAAUAAAUGAUGGAACAGCAACUUUGGAUGUAAAUAUUCAUGAUAAGGUUCUAGAAAAUAUUAUUGGUAUUUCAGCAUCAGAUGUGAUUAAUAUUCAGUCGCCAACAUACGAGAAUCCGGGAAAAAGGAAGGAAGUCAUGGAGGCCAUUUCAAAGUGUAAAAAGACUCUUCAAAAUUACAACUGCCUGAUGGAUGUGAAAUUUACUCCUGGGUCCAAACCAUGCCUUGUGAAGGCAUAUCCCAUGAGUCCUCUACAUGUUCAACAACUUCGUCAAAGAGUUGAAUUUAGUUCCUAACUAUGAUGUUUAUAAUUUUUGUAAAUAAUUCAUGUAAAUAAAAAUUUACAUUUUCUGGUUUUUUAAAUAAACAUUUUGCGGUUACUUUUUUGAAUUAAGGAUUAUGGUAGACUAAUGACAAUGUCUAGACAUCACAUUUGAAUAGUUGCAAGUCUGCGUCUUGAUUCCAUCAUCGAAAUAUUACAAGAGAUAAAAUUAUAAAUGGCUCAUUGUAUACUUGAUAAGAAAAUAUCUUCUUCAUCCAUUAUUAGAAUUAUUUUUUUAUUUAUAUU
Molecule: messenger RNA, 2085 nt
Organism: Argiope bruennichi
Lineage: Eukaryota; Metazoa; Arthropoda; Arachnida; Araneae; Araneidae
Product: recQ-mediated genome instability protein 1-like
Exons: 12
Coding region: 173-1813 (546 amino acids)
Biological process (GO): double-strand break repair via homologous recombination; resolution of meiotic recombination intermediates
Cellular component (GO): RecQ family helicase-topoisomerase III complex; nuclear body
Molecular function (GO): nucleotide binding
Source: RefSeq, a predicted model, not a curated record